Notolabrus celidotus (New Zealand spotty) is the source of this 2134-nucleotide messenger RNA. Its product is annotated as b(0,+)-type amino acid transporter 1. The transcript is spliced from 6 exons. Bases 67 to 1524 code for a protein of 485 amino acids. The record is from RefSeq and is a predicted model, not a curated record. Gene Ontology annotation, molecular function: L-amino acid transmembrane transporter activity. Gene Ontology annotation, biological process: amino acid transmembrane transport. Lineage: Eukaryota; Metazoa; Chordata; Actinopteri; Labriformes; Labridae. Gene Ontology annotation, cellular component: membrane.
UCCCAUUGAGGACGUGGCCCUAACAUUACACAACAGUUAAUUGCUAAUCUGCAGCCAGUUCAGUGCAUGUCCAUUGUAAAUAGCAAUUUCCUCAGAAGAAGCAGAUGUCUUGAAACAAUGGAGAGUGAAGAGCAGAGAUUCAACCUGAAGAGAGAAGUGGGGAUUGUAGGAGCUGUCUCCUUCAUUGCAGGGACCAUGAUGGGGUCUGGGAUCUUCAUUUCACCCCAGUAUGUGCUGAUAACUAUCGGCAGCCCUGGAGCCAGCCUUAUUAUCUGGCUCUGCUGUGGGUUGAUUGCCAUGCUUGGGGGGCUUUGCUAUGCUGAACUGGGAACAGCGAUCCCAGAGUCUGGAGGAGAGUUCAUCUACAUCCUGAGGACAGCGGGGAGAGUGAUGGCCUUCACUUUUGUCUUCAGCUUCGUGAAUGUCAUGAGACCUGCCAGUGCCACAGGGAUUGCACUGAGUUUUGCAGAAUACAUUGUGGCACCCUUUUACAAUGGCUGCACUCCUCCAGUGCUGGUGGUGAAAUGUGUGGCUGCAGGGAGCAUCUUGGUUCUGGCCACAGUGAACUGUCUGAGCGUACGUACGGCCACUGCCAUCCAGGUGGUUUCCAUGAUCGUCAAAGUGCUGACCAUGUUGGUGAUCAUAGUGGGAGGUGUCGUAAUGCUUAUUCAGGGACACAAUGAGAGUUUUGACGACUCCUUUAAGGGAACAAAUGUGGGUGUCCGCUCUAUUGGAAUUGCUUUCUAUCAGGGCUUGUGGUCCUAUGAUGGCUGGAACACUCUGAAUUAUGUGACUGAAGAGCUGAAACAUCCAGAAGUGAAUCUUCCCAGGGCUGUUGUGAUAGCCAUUUCCCUGGUGACCGGCUUGUAUCUGCUGGUGAAUGUGAGCUACCUGACAGUGAUGACGCCUAAAGAGCUCAUGUCUUCUUCUGCAGUUGCAGUGACCUGGGGGAAUAAGGUGUUAGGAAGCUGGGGCUGGAUCAUGUCAGUGGCUGCAGCUCUGUCUGCUUUCGGUUCAUUGAACGGCACUUUCUUCAGCGGAGGCCGUGUGUGCUUUGUUGCUGCCAGAGAGGGACACAUGCCAGAUAUUCUAGCCAUGGCUCACGUCCACAGACUGACUCCAUCUCCAGCCCUGAUCUUCACUACUAUUGUCUCUCUCAUUGUGCUGAUCCCAGGAGACUUCCAAAGCAUCGUCAACUACUUCAGCUUCACUGCCUGGUUUUUCUACGCGAUCACCCUGUCUGGACUUAUUUAUCUAAAGGUCAAGAAGCCCGAGCUCCCAAGGCCGUACAAGGUCCCGAUUGUGCUCCCCAUACUGGUCCUGAUUGCAGCAAUAUUCCUUGUGCUGGCACCUAUCAUAGACACCCCUCAGAUUGAAUACCUCUACGUUAGUUUGUUUAUCCUAAGCGGAGCCAUAAUCUACGUACCGUUCAUCCAUUACAAGCUGUGCCCAGGACUGCUCACCAAGUUAACAGUAUUUCUGCAGCUGUUUUUAGAGGUCGCACCGGCAGAGAAAAACCUUUGAAUUCAGCUAAAAAAAUAAAAGAAAGGGAAGGAGUUUCACCUCCACCUGUUUGAAUAUACUUCCUCAAUUCUACCUCCCAUUUUUAAUGCGACUUCAUGAAUGUGAAAAGUAACAAAUGUAAUUUUUAUGAGUGAAUUUAAAUAUUUUUGGUCUAUGUUGUGGUGUUGUUUUUUAUUAUAAAUAUUAAUUUGUAAAAAGAUUCCUGCUCCAAAAUAUUUCAAAAUGAACACGACAUUAUGUGCAUGAAAAUCUAGUCGCAGAAUACGCAUUUUUAAUUAACUGACUUAACCAUUCAGCGGAGCAAGAAGAGUGUGUAUUUAAAAUAUAAAUAAGAUAUAGAUAGUGAGAAACGAUUGCUGUGCAACAAACUCACUGAUACCACUGAGACAAAAGAAGCACAUAUUAAAGCCUACACUGUAUCCAAAGCAAGGAUGAAAUCUGUCACAUUGCAGCCACAAGGAUAUCAAAGCAGAGCAUUUUGUCCCCUUAAAAAGUAGCUGUUUGAAAUAAAUGUGUUUUAGAUAAAGAAAUGUUGGUGAAAAGGGAGUAAAUUAAAUGAUGCAAGGUCAAGUGCUCCAGGAAACUGAAUAAAAAGAUUAUUUUAAACUGA